Messenger RNA from Podarcis lilfordi (Lilford's wall lizard), 390 nucleotides. The record is from the annotation of a GenBank genome assembly. NCBI's taxonomy places the organism in Eukaryota, Metazoa, Chordata, Lepidosauria, Squamata, Lacertidae.
AUGCGCCGUCUUUUACAACUGCUUGAAGACGACCGUGACCAUAGAGAUAGAAAAGAGAGAGCUCUAUGGCCUUCUUUCUAUCCCUACGAUAGCCAGUACUAUUUUCGAGAGAUAAUAGUAUUACAGAUUUUUCAUACUCUGUCCCUGUCUGCACGACACAACUUCUGGAGCGGAGAAUUAAGGGGCUUUUACCAUGGAGAUAGGAAGGUAUAGAACCGUGUUACUGCCCCUCCUCUUUAAAAUGGUCAAUGGCGGCCAUCUUCAUCUGCUUUUCAAUUGAUACCGGAAGUAUAGCCUUUGUGUGUCGCUCUAAUUUUUCAGAUGACCUUCUUGUCUCUAGGACAUAUUACGAAAGGGCAGAGCGGGAAGAGGACUGCGCAAGCGCAAUAG